Molecule: messenger RNA, 3447 nt
Organism: Bombina bombina (fire-bellied toad)
Lineage: Eukaryota; Metazoa; Chordata; Amphibia; Anura; Bombinatoridae
Gene: ARHGAP9
Product: Rho GTPase activating protein 9
Exons: 19
Coding region: 137-2491 (784 amino acids)
Biological process (GO): regulation of GTPase activity; signal transduction
Cellular component (GO): cytoplasm
Molecular function (GO): protein binding; phospholipid binding
Source: RefSeq, a predicted model, not a curated record
UGCUGUGAAAACGACAGAGAGCGACAGAGAUGAUCUGAGUUUUCUUUGGGCAGCAUCAGAAUAAUCGAUCAUGAGCAGCAUCUGCUGUGUUCAAAACUAAUAUUCGGUGUUGUUCAGCUCCACUUGGCUGCUUGAAAUGUUCUCAGGAAUUUGGAAACAAGAUGGUCGCAUUUGGAAAAGAUUUCACCAGCCUAACAAACCUGUGAUCCUUCGAGUUCAAAGUAGCUACAGUUUCAAGGCUCCGGGUGGAAGCACCAUCUUUUUGAAUGAAGGGGAUAUCCUCUUCCUUCUAAGUAAGUUUGACAAAGAUUGGUGGCAGGUCAAGAAGAUAGGGGACAGCGAGUACACCAAACCUUUCCAUGCACCUACGUCAUAUAUCACAGAACUAAUCUCUGGCAAGUGUGGUGCACACAGGCAAAGAGACAAAGAUGAGAAAGGCAUCAAAAUGUACUUCAGAUCUCAGGAAAAUCUGUUAGCUGCAAGCCCUGUUCCACCAAUAACCAAUCAGUCCUGCCAUAACUUAUACUUCGAUGCCUCUCCACAAAAGGAACCUGAAAUGAAGACCGUAGCCCGCCAGUACAGGAAAUCUGCCAGCUUCUCUCUGAGCUCAUCCUGGCACGGACAGUUUCCAAAAUAUGAAAAGGAAAUGCCAGUAUUUCAUAAGUGUGUGUCAGAAAAGGUGAGUUUGGCAGACACAAUGCAAGAUAUUCCAGUUUAUAGUAAUUUAGAGGAAAUGAAGAAAGAUAAAGGAAACCCCCCUUGUCCUACGUGUUCUCCUGUCCAGAUUAUUGACAACUGGGAACGUCACAUGGAUCCCAUCACGGGCAGGAACUUCUUUAUCAACACAGACACAAAGGAGAAAACAUGGAAACCUCCCCGGCGAACCAGGGACAGGACUCCUGGACGGUCAACUCCUCCAUCGAGAGACUUGGAAUCAGAAUAUGAAAAUUACCCAAUCCAGCAGCAAGAGCAGAUCAGCUCAUCUGAUGAGCCAGAUGGUUUGUGCUUGAGCAGUGCCUCUUCCAGUGGGAGCUUAUUUAGCCAGAGCAAUGAUUUCCCUCCACUGGAUUCCCCUGUCCAGAAACUUACCUAUACCAAGUCUAUGAUCCUUUCCAAUUCACGUGUACGAAAGGCAAACCACAGGAGGAACCUCUCACUAAAUCAGUUUGAAAGCUUUUCUGAUACAAGCACAACAGCUGAACUAAAUAGACUACCCUUGGUCACAGUCCUGGAUGUCCCCCAUGAGGUGGAAAAAGCAGGUCAAUUAAACAAGACAAAGAUUGCAGAAGGUGGAAGAAAGCUAAAGAAGAACUGGAUUUCAUCUUUGGUUGUUCUAACUGGAAACAGUCUGGUAUUCUACAAGGAUCCAAAAGUGCAGGCACCUUCAGGCUGGAAACCCUCCAAUAGUAAGCCUGAGAGCAGUGUGGAUCUCAGAGGUGCCAGUAUUGACUGGGCUCAGGAAAUGUCAAGCAAGAAGAAUGUCAUUCAUCUCCGCAUGGUGACAGGGAAUGAGUUCCUUCUGCAAUCUGACAAGGACCUAGUUAUUCAGGAGUGGUAUGAUGCUCUGCAGAGGGUCAUCGAAAGGCUGGAUCGAGAAAACCCACUUGACAACAUUAUUUUAAGAAGAUCAGGCAGCGUGGAGAUCCUGGAUGAGAUUAGUGGAGAAGAUGACAUCUCACAGAAGGUUAAAGACAGUCGCAAGUUUUCAUUGUCUUGGGUGAAUUCUAGUAUAGGAGGUGUAGACAAGAAAAGAGUCAGUGGCCGGCUGAAGAAGUUUUUAGUAAGGCGACCUCCUCUGCAGACUCUCCACGAGAAAGGUCUUAUUAAAGACCAGGUGUUUGGAUGUCGAUUGGAUGCUCUUUGCCAUCGGGAAAGCCGUACAGUCCCAAAGUUUGUGCGGCUUUGCAUUGAGGCUGUUGAAAAACGAGGUCUGGAUGCUGAUGGGAUUUAUAGGGUGAAUGGAAACUUGGCUAUCAUACAGAAACUGCGGUUCAUUGUAGAUCGAGAAAGGGCAGUAACCACGGAUGGACGUUACCUUUUCCCGGAACAGCUGUCCCAAGAGGAGAAAUUGGACUUAAGCAGUAGUGAAUGGGAAGAUAUUCAUGUCAUCACAGGUGCUCUGAAAAUGUUCCUCCGUGAACUCCCUGAACCAGUCAUCCCGUACAACAUGUUUGAGCAGUUUGUUACAGCCGUCCAAAUCUCUGAUGUCACAGAGAGAAUCCAUUCCAUAAAAAUGUUGGUUGGAAAUCUCCCUUUACCUAACUAUGAUACUCUGAAGUACAUAAUAUGUCAUUUAAAGAGGGUAAUGGAACACUCAGAGCAAAAUCGUAUGACCACUCAGAACAUUGGCAUUGUCUUUGGUCCAACACUGAUGCGACCAGAAAAAGAACUGCUUGCUAACAUUGCAGCAAAUAUGGUUUAUCAGAACCAAGUUGUGGAAAACCUCCUCACCAACUACCAGGACUUUUUUUCAUCUUGCCCAGGGGAGUGAAUCAAGAAUUUCCUAUACUAUUUUAUGUUUCUAAACCUUCAGAUCAUUAAAGGAAGAGUAUCUAAGAAGAUUGUUUUGGUGAUGGGGAGAGGAUAAAGACCAUCUAAUGAAUUUGAUAUCUUAGAAAAUAAGUCUGUAAGAUAUUCAACCAAGACAUUCAGAUCAUUGUGAGUUUACAUUUAUUAGAAGUGGCUUGUUUUUGUUGAACACCUAUUAUAAAGACAAUCACUUCUGAAGUGCAUUGGACUUGGAUCUGCUUGGGAUUGUUCUGUCAAAAGAGAACUUUGUUCCAAAGAAGCUCAUUGUUAAAUAGACAAUGACGUUCAGCGCGUCAAUCGUAAAGAGAUUCAACAUUUCAUUUGCACAUGUGACUGCACCAUUUUAACCUCCACAUGUGUAAAACCUGCAUGACUUUUUAUACUUUGCUUGAAUAAGACUCAUUCAACAAUUGUUUUUUUUAUUUUUUUAUUAUUCAUUUAGAUUGUUUAUUUAAAUAUGUCAAACCAACUUUUACGGUGUUUUUUUUUAUUUUAACAUUAUUUUGGAAAUGCAGAAAUGUUAAAAGAAAGUGCUUGGUAUAUAAAAUGGUUGGGCUACCUGUCAUGUAGUUUACUGAUUAUAUACUCUUGUGAUACAACACUUUAUUUUGGUGUGAGCAAAAAUGCAAAAAUGCAUAAGAUAUGGGUAAAUGUAAACAUCUUAAUGAUAAAUGACAGAAGGGGGAAAGGAAUUGCUAUGGGCUUGGAACUAGAAUGUGUAUCAGGUCCUUCUCAUGAUCAUAACGUUUCCAAAUUAUAUUAGUGUGGAAAAUAUGGUCAAUAUCACAAUUGAGAUAAGGUCACCAAAUAGUUACUACUCUACCACAAUGAUGUAUAACUCAUGAAUGAUCAAAAUCAAAAUGCACAAAAGUACAGAGAAGUAGCUAUUGCAAAGAAUAAAAGGAUGUCUUAUACUUC